UCCAUUUCACACUCCAUCCCCCCCCCCCCACCCUCCCUCUCUUUCUGUUGGUGAAUGUCUCCCUGUCUCUGUUCAUAUCACAAAGCCAUAUAAAGUCCCAAUUGGCUAUCCCUCCCCUUCCUAUUCCUCGUCAAGGUGGCUUGGAAGCAAUACGCACACAAGCAUCUUGGGGGACCAGUAAGAGACAGUUCUUUUCCACACAAAGAGAGACAACAUGAAAGGACCAGCUGCGGCUGUUCUCUGGUUGGCGAGCCUCGGCUCAGCCAUUGCCACGAACGAGCUUCACGAGCGGCAGCAGUCUGAGCUCGCUUCCUCAGACCCAUUCUACCCUUCGCCAUGGAUGGAUCCUAACGCCGAGGGUUGGGAGGAUGCCUACGCCCAGGCCAAGGCCAUCGUCUCACAGAUGACCAUCAUGGAGAAGGUGAACCUGACAACAGGCGUCGGCUGGGAGGGUGGACUCUGCGUGGGCAACACCGGCAGCGUACCCCGCCUGGGCAUCCGCAGUCUGUGUAUGCAGGACUCGCCGCUCGGUGUCCGCUUCGCCGAUUGGGUCUCGGCCUUUCCCUCGGGCCAGACCACCGCGGCGACAUGGAGCCGUGACCUCAUGUACCGUCGCGGCCUGGCCAUGGGCCAGGAGCACAAGGGCAAGGGUGUCGACGUCCAGUUGGGACCCGUCGCAGGACCCCUUGGCCGCUCGCCCGAGGGCGGCAGGAACUGGGAAGGCUUCUCUGUCGACCCUGUGCUGACGGGUGUUGGCAUGGCCGAGACCAUCAAGGGCAUCCAGUCUGUGGGUGUGGUGGCUACAGCCAAGCACUUUAUAGGCAACGAGCAAGAGCACUUCCGUCAGGAGCCAGAGGCUGUCGGGUAUGGAUUCAACAUCACCGAGUCCAUCUCUUCCAAUAUCGACGACAAGACCCUGCACGAGCUCUACGUCUGGCCCUUUGCAGAUGCGGUCCGGGCUGGUGUGGGCUCUGUUAUGUGCUCAUACAACCAGAUCAACAACUCGUACGCCUGCCAGAACUCCAAGAUGCUCAACAACAUUCUCAAGGGCGAGCUCGGCUUCCAGGGCUUCGUCAUGAGUGACUGGUCUGCCCAGCACACUGGUGUCGCGGGCGCUGUGGCCGGCCUUGACAUGUGCAUGCCUGGUGACACCGCCUUCGAUACAGGCGACGCCUACUGGGGCUCCAACCUCACCAUUGCCGUCCUCAACGAGACCAUGCCCCUAUACCGCCUCGAUGAUAUGGCAUUGCGCAUCAUGGCCGCCCUCUACAAGGUCGGCUUCACCCUCGACGAGCCCGGCCCCAACUUCUCCUCCUGGACCAGGGAGACCUACCAGAACGCCUACUACUACGCGCAGGAGGGCUGGCAACAGGUCAACCAGCACGUCGACGUCCGCGGCGAGCAUGCCGCCGUCAUCCGUGAGAUCGGCGCCAAGGGCACCGUCCUCCUCAAGAACUCGGGCGUCCUUCCCCUGGACAAACCCAAGUUCGUCGCCGUGAUUGGUGAAGACGCUGGCCCUGCUCUGUAUGGCCCGAACGGUUGCGCAGCCGGUGACCAUGGCUGUGACAAUGGCACGCUGGCCAUGGGCUGGGGAUCCGGCACCUCUGACUUCCCCUACCUCGUCACGCCCGACAGCGCCGUACAGCAACAGGUCCUGUCCUAUGGCGGCCGCUACGAGAGCGUCCUUGACAACUAUGCGACGAGCCAGAUCGAGACACUUGUCCGGCAGGCGGGUUCUACGGCGAUCGUAUUCAUCAACGCCGACAGCGGCGAGGGCUAUAUCAACGUCGACGGCAACAUGGGCGACCGCAACAACCUGACCAACUGGAACGCCGGCGACGACCUCGUGAAGAAUGUCUCGGCUAUCAAUAACAACACCAUCGUGGUCAUCCACAGCGUCGGGCCCACCCUGCUCACCGACUGGUACGACCAUCCCAACAUCACCGCCAUUCUUUGGGCCGGUCUCCCGGGCCAGGAGUCUGGCAAUGCCCUCGUUGACGUCCUCUUCGGCGCCGUCAACCCUGCUGGCCGCUCCCCCUUCACCUGGGGCGCCACGCGCGAGAGCUAUGGCACAGAUGUUCUAUACGAGCCCAACAACGGCGACGGAGCACCCCAGGACGACUUCACCGAGGGUGUCUUCAUCGACUACCGCUACUUCGACAAGACCAACGCCACGCCCAUCUACGAGUUCGGCUUUGGCCUUUCAUACACCACCUUCGAGUACUCGAACCUCCAAGUCACCAAGGUGACCAACGCCAGCGCCUACGUCGCCAACACGGGCUACUCUGCCGCGGCGCCCAUCAUCGGCAGCAGCAACUUCUCGACGGAUAUCGCCGACUACGCGUUUCCACAGGGCAGCUUCGACUACAUCACGGCCUACAUCUACCCGUACCUCAACUCCACCACCUCCCUCGAGGCCGCCUCCAACGACUCCAGCUACGGCCAGACCGCCGCCGAGUUCCUGCCCCCCAACGCCACCUCGUCGGCGCCGCAGCCCCUGCUGCCCGCCUCAGGAGCACCAGGUGGCAACCCGGGCCUCUGGGACGUUCUGUACACCGUGACAGCGGACAUCCAGAACACGGGGUCCCUAGACGGCGACGAGGUGCCCCAGCUGUACCUCAGCCUCGGUGGUCCCGACGACCCCAAGGUCGUGCUGCGCGGGUUCGACCGCCUCACCAUCGCGGCGGGCCAGACGGCGACGUUCACGGUGCAGCUGACGCGGCGUGAUCUGAGCAACUGGGACACGGUCUCCCAGGACUGGGUGAUCAGCAGCUACCCCAAGACGGUCUAUGUCGGACGGAGCAGCAGGAAACUGGACCUGAGCGCUUCCUUGUCGUAGGGAUGCAGGGAAGGAAAUUUGAGAUGAUGGGUUCGGUCUCCUGCUGCCCAGGUUCUUUAUGAAAAUGAGCUGGUAGGUUAAUGAGUUAUAUACUUUUACGUACAUAGUGUUAGAAGAUGAGGCUUUUAAAAUAUUAAUGACUAUUGAAAGC
Messenger RNA from Cryphonectria parasitica EP155, 2990 nucleotides. Its product is annotated as family 3 glycoside hydrolase. Gene Ontology annotation, molecular function: beta-glucosidase activity. NCBI's taxonomy places the organism in Eukaryota, Fungi, Ascomycota, Sordariomycetes, Diaporthales, Cryphonectriaceae. The transcript has 5 exons. Gene Ontology annotation, biological process: glucan catabolic process. The record is from RefSeq and is a predicted model, not a curated record. Bases 215 to 2839 code for a protein of 874 amino acids.